Mya arenaria is the source of this 1639-nucleotide messenger RNA. RefSeq names its product succinate dehydrogenase [ubiquinone] iron-sulfur subunit, mitochondrial-like. NCBI's taxonomy places the organism in Eukaryota, Metazoa, Mollusca, Bivalvia, Myida, Myidae. Bases 71 to 928 code for a protein of 285 amino acids. Gene Ontology annotation, molecular function: electron transfer activity; 2 iron, 2 sulfur cluster binding. Gene Ontology annotation, biological process: aerobic respiration; tricarboxylic acid cycle; respiratory electron transport chain. The transcript has 9 exons. Gene Ontology annotation, cellular component: mitochondrial membrane. The record is from RefSeq and is a predicted model, not a curated record.
GUGCUUGGCCGUUUUGACAACUACGGGUCUCAUUCGGAUUAUUUCGCUUGUUGUCGUAGGAAGACGAACGAUGCCAGCCAGAGACCUUGUUAAACUUUUGCAGCCGAAAUCGGCUUUAAUGCAACUUGUCCAGGCAAGAUGUGCUCAGACAGCUGCAGCCACCCAGCCCGCAAGAAUGAAGAAAUUCUCCAUCUACAGAUUUGACCCGGACAAGCCCGGGGAUAAGCCCAGACAGCAGACCUAUGAGGUGGACCUUAACCAGUGUGGUCCAAUGGUACUGGAUGCAUUGAUCAAGAUCAAGGACACAGUGGACCCGACCUUGACCUUCCGAAGGUCGUGUCGAGAGGGAAUCUGUGGUUCGUGUUCAAUGAACAUUGGUGGAGAAAACACACUUGCCUGUCUGUGCAAGAUCAAUGACAAUAGCUCCACUCUGAAGGUGUACCCUCUACCCCAUAUGUACGUGAUCAAGGAUCUGGUCCCGGACAUGGCAAACUUCUAUGCCCAGUACGAAAGUAUUGAGCCCUACCUGAAAAAGAAGGGAAUAACAGAGGAAGAUAUUGGAAAGGAAUCUUACCUGCAGAGUGUGCCGGACCGGGCAAAACUGGAUGGCCUGUACGAGUGUAUCCUGUGUGCUUGCUGCUCGACAUCGUGCCCCAGCUACUGGUGGAACUCUGACAAGUACCUCGGACCUGCUGUCCUCAUGCAGGCUUACAGGUGGAUGGUUGAUUCCCGUGACGAUUAUACUGAUGAGCGCCUGGCUAUGAUGGAGGACAGCUACUCCGUGUACCGUUGUCACACCAUCAUGAACUGCACUAAGACUUGCCCCAAGGGACUGAACCCCGGUCUGGCUAUUGGUGAGAUGAAGAAGCUGAUGGCCCUUUACGAUGCUAACAAGGCUAAGGCCAAGGUGAACGCCGAAGCGCACUAGCUCCUAGUGUACUGAUAAAGAAGAUAAUUGCCGCUAGCUGGCAUGCAGUGACUGAACAAACAUUAAAUUUAAGACAUCAUGGAUUGAUUGGAUUUCCUUUUAAUAAAAAGUCAUUUGAGUUCAAACUUUUUUACAAGAAACGUUAUUCCACAGCCUGUCUUGGUUUAGGGUUGAAAGAAUGUAUUUAUUGCUAAUUCUUAUUUUAUUUUUUUCCUGACUAGUGUAAAAAACAAGCUGAAAUUGCGAAGCCUAGAAUUAUUUGACAUAAAAUGAUUUGACUUUAUUGUUGUGUUUUACAAAAAAUCCUGUUAGUUUCUGUGCUUUUAUAAAGUAUCUUUUUAUGUAUUAUUGUAUUCACAUUUGUUAAAGAUAGGAACUAGCUCUAAUUUCCAUUAUUGGUGUUCUUGUCAAAUUUUAACUUUUGCUUAUAUUCAGAUAUGUUUAACAAUAAUUGGCUUUGCUUGACAAUUUGACAAUUCCUUGUGGGCGACCAUACAAGUUAUUAUGUUUUGAACACCUGAAUAAAUGUACUUUUAAGCUGUAAAUGAAAAAAAACAAACAUCUUGAACAGCUCCAAAUUUGUAAAAACAUAUAAUGUUAAAUACAUGUAAAUGUAAAUUACCUGUUAUUCUGAUCUACGAGACAUUAAAUGUUAUCAGACAUCGGCAUGUAACUGUUAAUUGUAAAGUAAAUAAAGUUUUAGUAAGAGUA